CAGGAAAUUCAGGAGGAAGAUGAAAUCUCAAUGAGUUCGUAGCAAUUUUCGAAACAUUAUUGUGAUUUUUGUGUAUUUAGUUAUGAAUUUUCUCUCUCUCUCUCUCUCUCUCUCUCAUUUUGAACAUGGAUGAAGACCCAAUUCCUUCUUCAGAACCACUCGACCUUAACACCAUUCAGAGACAAGUGAGAGAGCUGGAAGCGAUUAUCGAAAGUUGUCGCCAAAAAUAUGCCUCAGAAUUAUCCCCUUCAGAUUCUGAUGAUUUAAUCAGAAACUGCGGUCUCCUCCUCCAGGAUCUGGAGAAAGCAAAACUGGGUGCAGAUGUUGAUUACCAUAAAUGUGGGAAAGAUCUGUUGGAUCCGAUGAAUGUGAAUGCAGACAAGUUUGAGAUUUUUCCAAAUGAUGUAUACAUAAAUGAUAUUCUUGAUGCUGCAAAGUCUUUGAGGAAAUCUUCAUUGCAGUGGUUUGUAACAAAAGUGCAAGACAGAAUAGUUCUAUGCACCAUGAGGCGACUAGUGGUAAAAAAUGCAAACAAAUCAAGAUACUCAUUGGAGUACUUGGAUAAAGAUGAGACAGUAGUAGCUCAUGUGGUUGGAGGAGUUGAUGCAUUCAUCAAGGUUGCUCAAGUUUGGCCAUUGUUAAGUUCUCCAUUGAAACUGAUAUACCUCAAGAGCUCUGAUCAACAUUCAAAGGGAAUUUCUUUAAGUUUUCUGUGCAAGGUUCAGGAUUCAUCUUCGGAAUCUGAAUGCUUAACAUUGUUCUUCCCACUUCGAAGUGCUCUGUUACGUGAUACAUCUUCUGAACCUGAAUGCUUAACAUGGUUCUUCUCACUUCUCCGUGCUCUGUAACGUGAUUCAUCUUCGGAUCUGAAUGGUUAACAAGAUUCUUCCCACUUCGGCGUGCUCUGUUACUUUAUUCAUCUUCUAAAGUUGAAUGUUUAACAUGGACAAUAUGCAUCAUCGGUAGGGGAGCCCACGUAGGGGAGCCCACGGCAUACAAGAUUUUUAGAAAAUGAUUAUUCAUCGUGGACAAUAUGCAUCAUCGCUAGGGGAGCCCACGACACCAGGCUUGCCGAUCGCAGGAUAGAAACAUGAAUGCCCACUGGACGCGUGGCACAUCCACAGUGAAUGUCCACAAUCCCACAUCGAAAUUCUACACAACUUGCACACCUCCCAAAGUUUAUAAAAGGUGCACAAUUCCCCAAAAUGGGGGUAAUCAGAACUUACGGCAUACUGCCUAUUGAUCUGUUAGUUCAGGUUAACUAAGUCCGUACUUACUUAAGCAUCGGAGAGCAUUCGGCCGGUACCACACCGGUGCCUAAAGGUCUUACUGAGCGUGUGUUAUUUUACAAAUCACGUGCUCUAAUGAGGCCCAAAAUCAUACCGAAUGCCCAACAUCACUAAGUUGGCCUCAAGAACUGCCGAACCCUUUUUUAGCGUCAACAUGGUUCAUCUCACUUCUCCGUGUUCUGUAACGGAAUUCAUCUUCAGAAUUUGAAUGCUUAAUAGGGUUCUUCCCACUUCGAUGUGCUCUGGUACUUGAUUCAUCUUCUGAAUCUAAAUGCUUGACAGUGUUCUCACGUCGACGUGCUCUUUUACGUGAUUCAUCUUCUGAAUCUGAAUGCUUAACAUACUUUGAUAGCUUACAAUGA
Molecule: messenger RNA, 1651 nt
Organism: Prunus mume (Japanese apricot)
Lineage: Eukaryota; Viridiplantae; Streptophyta; Magnoliopsida; Rosales; Rosaceae
Source: RefSeq, a predicted model, not a curated record